AUGGCGCCACUGUCUUCCUCAAAGAGAACCACAAUCCCGCGAACCCCUCGACCUCAAUCAAAAAGCCUGAGAGCUAGCCAGAAUGCAGAUCAAGCCACCAACAGUGAACCUCCCCCAAAGAAACGGAGAUAUGUUCCCGGGGGACCAGGUGGUGGAGGAAGAUAUGUAGAUGUUGAUGGGAACGAAACACCUGCGGGAUUAGUAAAGGAAACCACUGCUUCGCACUAUACGACUCCUCGAGUUCGACCUGUUCGCGAACCUUCCCGCAAUAACGUGCGGCGAACACAGCCCGCCACCUCUCCCGUUUCUACUCGACCCAGGCGCGAAAAGAACCAAACGAGAAGGUACAGUUCUGCUGCGGCCGCUGCCCUUGCUGUUGCACAAGGCGACGGUUACAAACCUAGAGAAGAGAGGGGUUGGGAGGAAUUCCAUCCAGACCUUGACAUCGACAUCAAAAUCGCUGUUUUCAGCUCUGAUGAAGUCGACGGAAUCAAGCCUAACUCUACGCUCCCAAAUGGAAACUCAAGCAGAGGGACUGACGAAAGCGGAGACAGCGCUGUCGAAUUAUCAACAAAUGGCUCUACUCCCGCAAAACGACGGCCAGGGCGUCCACGGCUAAGUGAGACCUUGACGAAUGGAAUUGGGACGCCUAGCGGACCGAAAAUUGUGCCCCCUCCCGGACCUAAUCCCCGUGAAAAACUUACCUUGCCGAAACCGUCGUUUGUCCUUAAGGAUCCAUUUCUUCCAUUCGAGCAGAAAGGCGUGGGACAACAAAAUUAUGUUGACCGCACCAUGGCGAGCGUUGGUUACCAAGAAAGUGAUAUUUUCCUUCGUCAUGAACGGCGGUUAAUUCGUAUGGCUGAAGGUGCCGCUGAGGAAGACCUGGAUUUAAAUCCGCCGACGCCCGUCGACGGUGACGCCAACGCUGCCAUUGGAAAUAUUGGAGUUGGUAGAGUGGAAUAUGAUAUGGAUGAACAGGACGCCAAGUGGCUAGAGACAUAUAAUGCGCAGAGGAGGGAGGGACAGUUUGAGCCCAUCAAACCUGCUAUUUUCGAGAUUACCAUGACAAAAAUUGAAAAGGAAUGGUAUGCCUUGGAGAAGCGUAUACCCAAACCAAACCCCAAACCGCCACAAACACAACGACCCCGCUCUAGCUCUGCUGCGGCUGUUAACGGCGAGCAUACUGGUCCUGGCGAGGAACAGGAUAGCAAAUGCGCAAUUUGUGAUGACGGUGAUUGUGAGAAUGCGAAUGCAAUAGUAUUCUGUGAUGGAUGCGAUCUCGCGGUUCACCAAGAAUGUUAUGGCGUGCCGUACAUCCCUGAAGGCCAAUGGUUGUGUAGAAAGUGUCAGCUGAUCGGACGUGGAUCUCCGUCGUGCAUCUUCUGCCCCAACACCGAAGGAGCUUUCAAGCAAACGAACACCUCGAAGUGGUCACAUCUGCUUUGUGCAGUGUGGAUACCCGAAGUCUCAAUUGGCAACCCAUCGUUGAUGGAGCCGGUAAAUGAGGUUGAAAAGGUUCCCAGGAAUCGUUGGAAGCUUAUAUGCUAUAUCUGCCGUCAGAAAAUGGGAGCAUGCAUCCAAUGCAGCAACAAAAAUUGUUUUGUUGCAUUUCAUGUCACUUGCGCGAGGCGGGCUCACCUUUAUCUAAAGAUGAAACUAAUACCAGGAGCUCCUGCAGUCAUGGAAUCGAACAGCCUGAAAGCAUUUUGUGACAAGCAUGUCCCACCAGACUGGAGAAGAGAACAUAAUACCGAUGCGGCAACUGCAGAGGCCUUGGAUUAUUAUCGCAACACGAUGCAAGGCCGAAGGUGGGGUGAUAGUCAGGCUGCUGCUUUGGCUUUGGGCACGGAUUCUCAAGAUGACCCUGCUGAAGAGGACACUCGAGCGAUUACACCUAGGAUUACGCUUACAGUAGGCGGGAACAAACGCAAGCGCACAGCUCCAAAAACCAUUUGGAAGUUACCCUCUGGAGCACCGGUUAUUCCUCAAGUUGUAUUGAAUAGUGUUAUCGCGUCUUUACAGCGGUUUACCGUCCGACAAAGGAAGCAGUAUGCUGAGGACGCUUGCAAGUAUUGGACGCUAAAACGAGAAUCUCGUCGGGGUGCAGCGUUGCUGAAACGGUUGCAGCUGCAACUUGAAACCUUCUCAUCAGCGGAAAUUACACGACGGAAUUUUGCGGCAAUGGGAGUGGUCGGAGCCGUUAGACUUGAGAGAAGGAUAGCAUUCGCAGAUAGGCUUUACUUGGAUCUUGACAGAGUUAGAAUGCUGUGCGAUGAAGUGAAGAAGCGAGAGCGAGAAAAGCUGAAAGACGCGGAGAUACUACGAAGCAUAGUUGAUCUGGUUUAUUUCCCCAUUCCUCCAAUGCUAUGGCCAUUACUUGAAAAAUCUAUUGCACUCGAUGGGAAAGCGGUUUUCCGCUCCGGGCUGCUAUCUAUCCGCUCAAAACUGGAGCAACGCGUGUAUACUUCAGUUUCAUCAUUUUCUCGUGAUCUUGCCAAUGUCUUUACCUCUGAAAUAGGGGUUGAAUCUGUGGGUGAUACAGCUGAGUUACAGUUGCAGAUUAUGGGACGAGCGCCAGAACUUAGCUUGGAGCAAAGGGAAAAGAGAAAACUUGCGAAGCGGAUCAUCAAGGCGAUACAGCCAGCUUUAGAAGAUUCGCUGAGAAAGGAAAGCGAGUUGAGCGGAAAGCCUUUUGAAAAGGAACUGAAAGAUUUGGAUGACUUGUUGGAAAAUAGUGUUCUCUCACGGAGGGCUUCCAUGGCUGCCACGCCCAGGGAGACGGCAAAUGACGUCGACAUUACAAAACGAUAUCAACUAGUGAAUGGAAAAAAGACUGAUCCGGAAGAUGAUUGGAUACCGGCACCAGAAACCGCGACAGAAUCUCGGCCUGCUGAACAGGUUGAAAAUGGAGAUCCAGAUGUUACUAUAGUCGAUGUGAAUGGGGAAACAGCUAGUGGCCAUGAGGCAAAGGGAGUUCCGGUUUCAAAAAUGAAUGGGCUUGCUAUAUCAAUUCCUACAGAGAUCUCUCCCGUAUCUCAGCCUACGGAUGGCAGAAUCAAUAAUGAAGCGGCUGGUUCAUCCCGUGAUGGACGAAUGGCUUCUCCGACCUCCCCGGUCUCCCCGGCUGAUUCUCUGGGUAGCAAAGACCCACUUCCUUUAUCUUUAGGUGGUAUACAGUGGUAUAUGCAGCCGUUCGAUCCUAUCGGGACUACCGUUCAUGAGGAGAGAUGGACCGGCCGAGAAGUACUCAGAGGAAUGAGUGAAGAGCUAAGUGAAAUCGGCGAAGACGAGCUACGGGAUCUCGUCGGGGACGAGCCUCCAGAUUACGCUCCAGAUUUAUUAAGCGGGGUCCCUGGAACUAAUCGUGAUGUUGACAUCCCUGCGGAUGCCGCUGUCGCUGACGCUUUGAAACCAAAAACGCACAAGACGCGAAGGAGAUGGAAAGGUUUUAGAAGAAGAUAA
This is a messenger RNA of Histoplasma capsulatum G186AR, 3462 nucleotides long. Its product is annotated as bromodomain and PHD finger-containing protein. The record is from RefSeq and is a predicted model, not a curated record. The coding region runs from base 1 to 3462 and encodes 1153 amino acids. Gene Ontology annotation, biological process: regulation of transcription by RNA polymerase II. NCBI's taxonomy places the organism in Eukaryota, Fungi, Ascomycota, Eurotiomycetes, Onygenales, Ajellomycetaceae. The transcript has 2 exons.